Molecule: messenger RNA, 1683 nt
Organism: Onthophagus taurus
Lineage: Eukaryota; Metazoa; Arthropoda; Insecta; Coleoptera; Scarabaeidae
Source: RefSeq, a predicted model, not a curated record
GCUGAUAGAGGCGCCAGCACCGUGUUAACUAAGUUACAGAGUUACAGAGCCGUCCUCGAGACGCGGCCGCGACCCCCGCUUAAAAUGUGACACGCGCGUCGCCGUCGUCGUCGUCGUCGUCGUCGUCGUUUCUACGAGAGCGUGGAGAGUCGAGAGAGUGUACAUCGCGCACCAUCCGAGGCAUCGCUGGUGGCGCGGCGAGGCGACACAGAAUGCAGUUCUCGGCGGUUACGGUCCUGCUCGUGCACGCUCUUCUCGGAGCUGCCGCGACGGUACUCGCAACAGCAACUUCCGUUGCCGGCGCCGUGGAUCCACCGUCGGUGCGGCAACCUCUUCUUAAAUCAGAUUCAAAUUCGGACCAACUUUCGGAUCGGUGUGUUUCUUGUAGUAGACGCGAAGAGGCCAAGGCAAGAAACAUUCGGGCGAUCAAAGAUGGUAUUUUGAAGAAGCUGGGUUUUGAUCAGCCCGUUAAUUUAACGGGGAAAGUGCUGCCGCCGGUUCCGAAACAUCUCCUCGCCAAAUGGGAGGAGGAUUACAGGCAGUUUCAAAACGACCAAAUGGAGGUGGACUCUGGUUACGAGGAGGAUGAUGACUUUCAUGUCAGAACGGAGCAAAUCGUCACUUUCGCCCAAUCUUACCCCCACGUAAGACAUUUUAAGAGCCGCAACGUCUUGUAUUUUAAUUUAUCAUCGAGCAUAACCAAAUUUCGCGUCGCAAACGCAAGCUUAUACAUAUUCGUGAAAGGAACCGCGCGAAAAAUCCAACCGAUUAUCACGCUGGAAGUCUUCAAGUUGUACAAACAAGACGUUGACAGCUCCGUGAAGAUAGCCGCGAAGAAAAUCGUGCAACCCCAAGGACCCGGGGAUUUUUUCAAAUUAGACGCGACCGUUAUGAUUUCGGAAUGGUUCAAAAACCCCGAAGAAAAUUUUGGGUUCUUCGUCGAUCUCAUAAUUGAGGGGAAAAAAUCUUCGUUAGACGUGGAGCAUAAUAAAAACAUGCCCUACGCCGAAAUUUUUACGAGCGAACCAAAACGGCGAAUUCGACGUCAAAAUUUAAACUGCGAAGAGCGAAGCCCCGAAUCGAUUUGUUGCCGAUACCCGCUCCAAAUCGAUUUCGAAACUUUCGGUUGGAACUUUAUCAUAGCCCCGAAACGUUACGACGCUUAUUAUUGUUCGGGGGAGUGCAGCUAUUUAACAUUGCAAAAGAACCCGCACACGCACCUCGCAACGAUGGCCGCCCCGCAUGUGGCAACCCCUUGUUGUGCCCCCCGCAAGCUCAGCCCCAUCACCAUGCUCUAUUUCGACGAAAAUUCGAACGUUGUUUAUGGGAGUUUACCCGGGAUGGUCGUUGAUCGAUGCGGAUGUUCGUAACGAAUCAAAAAGUUUUUUUUUGGACGUAAAAAUUUGAAAUGAAAUGAAAUAAAAUAAAAUAAAACGUACUUAGCCGAACUUUAAUGAACUUAACGAUAAAGUGUGAGUUUAAUUAAAAAGAAACUUUAAAUGAAGUGAAGAAAAAAUUAAAAGUGAGGUUAGACUUAUUCGGACUCUGUACUGUGUAAUUAUAUAAUAUUGUAUGUGAUAAUAGCUAUUAUUUAUUUUUGUAACAAUUGUAAAAAGUAGGAAUAAUUGAUUAUUGUAACCUUUGUUUGUAAAAAAAUAUCUUCAUAAGACUGUCAAAAAUUAA